Messenger RNA from Oxyura jamaicensis (ruddy duck), 2601 nucleotides. Its product is annotated as fork head domain-containing protein FD5-like. Gene Ontology annotation, biological process: anatomical structure morphogenesis; regulation of transcription by RNA polymerase II; cell differentiation. The transcript has a single exon. Gene Ontology annotation, molecular function: DNA-binding transcription factor activity, RNA polymerase II-specific; RNA polymerase II cis-regulatory region sequence-specific DNA binding. Bases 1082 to 1885 code for a protein of 267 amino acids. The record is from RefSeq and is a predicted model, not a curated record. Lineage: Eukaryota; Metazoa; Chordata; Aves; Anseriformes; Anatidae.
GAUUCUGAAUAACAUCACCUUCAUCUUCAUAAGACUGAAUCUUCAAGGCUGCUCUUGAUGCCUUGAAACUCUGAUCUCAUUUGGGAAUACAUAUCUUGUACACCAAAAGUGACCCAAAAUAAUACAAUACCAGAGAGAAAAAUUCAUUUGAGGAGCAAGUUUUUCUUUCAAGGCUUUUACCAUUUUGUUUUGUUUUGCUUUAUAACAUAUUUAAACAUGUUUAAUUAAUUUCCUUGACUAAUCACAUGAGAUGAUUAUCUUGUCCUUAAUAGUGUCAGAGCUCAGAGCUCUGAGGGCUAUGUCAAAGUUCAAGUGAUAGUUCAAGCGUUGGGAGUCCCAGUGCACAGUACUCAUUUGCUCUGAGUGGUACUUGCUCCCCCAAGUGGUUUCUUGGGUCAGUAGGACCAGUCACAUGCAUACUCAACUUGAAAACUCGUUGCACAAUUGGGACCAGAGAGUUAAGAAAAUAAAUGGUAAGUAAUUUGGUUUUGUGUGUGUGUGUAUUUAAUUCAAUUUCACCAAGAAUAGGUACCCUGCAGCUACCAAAUUUGAUAGCAAGUGUCACGCAGUACUUUCUUUUAGGGCGUAAAGCAAAUGUUUAUUGUACUAAAUACAACAUGCUUGACUAGGUGUACAACACAGGAACCAACAUGUUGAUUUCAAUUUGUUCUGCAUAUCAGUGGAGGGUCUAAUCCUUUCACAACGCUAUCUAGCCACAACCAUUUUUUCAUUAAUCAUUACGUUUCAAUGGGGAACACUGAAGGGUGUUUUCUCAGAUUAUACUGAAGUAAAAGGCUAACGUCAUGGUCUGUUUAUCUUCAUACUUAACAUAGCAUAAUUAUUUUAUAUUUUUUUCAUUCAGCUAGGACUCGUACCUUGACUUUUUUAAACAUUGGCAGUUCUGUUUUCAUUGUUAAGGAUGUUGACUUAACAAAGUAUAAAAUAGGAAUCUGGGUAUGUGAGAGCAACAUAUUUAAAGUCCUGCUUCCUUUUCUCCUGCAGCAGACCAAUAUUCAACUGACUACUUGCAGUAAAAUAUCAGAAAAUUUGAAAUAAAAUAAAUGCUAGACUUCAUGCUAUAAUGACUGAAGACCUUUCUCAAAACAAUGAAGGAAGUCCAUUCAUCCAUACUGUAGGAGGAGAAGAAAGAAAAGUGGUUCAGCGGAUUCCACCACAAAUUUCCAGCUCUCAUAUAUGCACCAAAAAUGGUCUUUCUGUGCAUGACGAUGAAGGAAGAUUUCUGGAAAAACCACCCCUAUCUUACAUAGCCUUAAUUGCAAAGGCAAUUCUUUCUUCCCCUACAAAUAAAUUGAAUUUAGCUGCUAUCUACAGAUAUAUUGAAGAUAACUUUCCUUUCUACAGGAACAAAAGUCAAGGCUGGAGAAACAGUGUAAGGCACAACCUUUCACUAAAUGAUUGUUUCAUCAAAGUGGGGAGAUGUGAGGAUGGGAAGGGGAACUACUGGAGCAUCCACCCAUCAAACUUAAAUGACUUUGUUCAUGGGGACUUCAGGCAACAUCGACGGUCACGAAAGCGAGGACGUCAAAAGGAGCUAGAGCAUUGCCUUACUAUGAAUAAUUUCAUGCCAUGGGGACACUAUCCCUCCUACCCAGCACCGAGUUUCUUUUACCAAACACAUUAUUUCCUGGAUCCUCUGUGGAAAAUAUUGUAUGCUGACAGAUGGCAGUUUAUGCUUGAAUACCAAAAAUGGAAUGCAAACAGUGAUUUAAUCAUGGGAAAGUUUUUACCUCCACUACAGCCUAAUAAACUACAGAGCGUUUCUGUGGACUGGUUUUAUGGAUCUCCUGCUACUUCAGCAAUGCAGCAGAAUAUUUUCCUAAAUAUUCAACAGGCAUUGCCUAAUUCUGUUUUCUUCUCUUCGUAGAAGUUGCAGCGAAGUUAAGCAUUCAGACACAUCUGUAAGUACUAGAAAGUACUUGAAGUGCAGUAAUUUCAUGGGCAGCUCUGUCUGGGACCCUGUCAAGAUACAAUAUAUUAAUAUAUAUUGCACCGUUUUGAAUGUUUGUAUAUGUUUAAGAUAGCAAAUGAGCUUACUUAGUCAUGUAAGCCAGUGAUUACCAAUGAUGGCUACCUAAGAAUAUUAGCUUUGAAAUGAUAACAAUUAAUACCGGUUUUAAGAAUUCUACUAGUCAAUGACAGGGCAUAUAUUAUGAAGUAUGAAUAAAUCCAUUAGCACUCAUUGCCCAAUAAAAUUAUUUUUAAUUGUCCUGUAUUAAUCAUAUUGUUGUAUACUGCAGCUCUAUUAGUUUCCAAUUAGAUUGUAUGCAUGCAUAUGUAUAACUAUAUACUCAAACAUGCACACCCAUACAUUACAUUUAUAUCAUAUUGAAUAGGAAGCACUAAUAGAUUUUUCCUUUGUCAAUUGUGAAUGUCUUGGAAAUGCUACCUGUCACCUAUCACACGGUUGGAAAUACUAAGUGAGUUAUUCUUCUAAUCUUUUAAUUUUCUACAUUGGUUGGGACUCACUCGUCACUAUUAUUUCCAACAUAUUGUAUUGAUCCAAGAAUCAAUGUACAUUAAUAUAUUUUAAAAAUUAAAUGUAUACUUACUUCUGUUUGAAUAAAUGUUCAAAUCAAUAAA